Tachyglossus aculeatus (Australian echidna) is the source of this 3420-nucleotide messenger RNA. RefSeq names its product ladinin 1 (gene LAD1). The record is from RefSeq and is a predicted model, not a curated record. The transcript is spliced from 10 exons. Bases 35 to 1507 code for a protein of 490 amino acids. Gene Ontology annotation, molecular function: structural molecule activity. NCBI's taxonomy places the organism in Eukaryota, Metazoa, Chordata, Mammalia, Monotremata, Tachyglossidae.
CUGGCAGCGCGGGUGCCCGCCGUCCUCGGGGACCAUGUCUUUCCGGGAGAAAAACUGGUCUAAGCUGUCCAGCCUGGCCAAGCAGUGGUCGCUGGAAGAUGAAGAGGAGGUGAAGAGGGAACGACGGAGAAGAUACCGCAACUUGAGUUCCUCUACAGAUGAUGAAGCCCCCAGUAGUGGCCAGCAGGCAGUGGAGAGGCUCCCCAGUGUGGAUGAGGGCAAUGUCCUCAAGUUGUCAUCACCACCCUCUCCUGACCAGGACGAAGCUUUCGAGGCUGUACUGCGGACGGGAUCCGAGCGGCGGCAGAGGAGGCAGGCAGAGCCUGGGCAGAGCCAGAGGAAGGAGAGGAAGAGAACAGAGAGUAACUCAAGUCAGAAGCAGGAUGAAGUAGCGGGGAAGAGCCAGAUGCAGGAGAGACAAGAAGCCGAAGCCAGAGAAAGUGAGGGACAGGAAGCAGAGGCUGGAAGGAGCAAGAGACAGGAAGUAGAGGCUGGAGGGAACGAGAGACAGGAAGCAGAGGCUGAAGGCAGUGAGAAGCAGGAGAGACAUGAAGCAGAGGUUGGAGAGAGUGAGAAGGAGAGACAAGAAGCAGAGCCUGGAGAGACCAAAAGGCAGCAAGUGAAGCCAGUUGGACACCAGGGCCCAGAACAGCCCCAGGACUUAGGGACAAAGCAGAAGGAAGUACCUCGUCCACCUCCCCGUCAGAGACUCAUCAGGGAGCAUAGGAGACUGCAGGCUGAAGGAACCACUGGGUCAGGCAAGGAGGAGAAACAUCUGAAGGGAGUAGAACCCCGAGGGAAGAAGGCAGAGCCUCUGGCCUCUGCUCUGGGCCAGGAUACUCCAACUGGAGACCAACCGAGACCUGAACCAUCAGGACAGAAGGUCUCUGCUAGGGAAAAUCAGAGAGAAGAGCAGAAAGUGACAGCACUACCAAUAGGAGCUGUGUGUGGGAAGCCCAUCACUCUUCAGGUGAAGGUUGGCAGGGCGGAGGCAGAUGAGGUCACCUCUCCCACCCAGAGUACGUGCAACAUUUCCCUCAUGCGUGCCAGUCCUAGAACCAUCUCCUUCCGGGUGAAGUCCAAGAAAGAGAGCUCAGAGAUGCCCUUCACCCGCAGUGCCAGCAUGAGGAUACCACCCAGUAGGGUCAAAUUAGAGGAGAAGCUGGAAAAAUACAAUUCUGCUGUGCAGAGAUCAGAAUCCAUCAAGUGUCCCAGUUCCUCCCGGACCGAUUUGGUCGUGGCGCCUAAGGGUGUGGCCAGCAAGCGGAGCCUCUUUGAGAAGGAACGGGUCAGCUCAAACCGGGCCGAACUUCCCACCUCCCAUCGGAAGGAGGAGCUGAAGCUCUCAGGGGUGGUGACAUCGCGGCUCAACCUGUGGAUCAGCCGGAGCCACAAAUCCAGGGAGGACCAAGUGGCCAAGGAUGUGCAGAGGGAGCCUGCUGCUUCCAUCAAGGGACCUCUCCAGGGAGACAAAGUCACCACCUCUUCCACUGACACACAGCUGUAGCAGGAAGUGCCUCAGAAUCCACCAGCCGGGCUUGGACCCCACAGACCUUGCUCUUGCCCUUCGCUCCUGCUCUGCUUCUCCUACUACUGCUGACCUUGGAACCUGCUGGGAUUGGACUCCAGGUCCUGGAGGGGGACCAGGGAGCUUCUGGGAGGACUGGCAAUCUCAGAGGGAGCUGGCUGGGGUUGAGGACUGAGAGAAAAUGAGGGCAACAAAAUAGUUGCCUUGUUCUGAGAUGUUUCUCUAUCUGAGGCCCCGGUGUUUGCCUCAGUGCUGGGGUCAUGCCCUCUGAGGACACAAGGCUGUGAAUCUGUGAAGCUGAUUCAAUCCUCCCACUCAGCUCUAUGGAAGGCCUCUGUACAGUAGACAUGGGGACCAAGCACAAAGAAGCCACAGAAGAAUAGAAAUAGUCACUUCUCCCUCCAGUGCACCACCUCUACCAGUGACCCCAGGGUGGGUUGCCUAGUGGAAUCUCUCAGCCACCAGAUUUGCUUCUUUCCUUCCCCAGUGUGUUUCUCCAUCUGCUUCUGGAGCUCUCUGGGACUCCCCCAUCCACCCUUCCCUGUCACCCUCCUUUCUUUAUCCUAAACAGCUAUAGGUCCGAAACCUCAAAGGAGGUGUGAAAGGCGGGGAAGACCCAAACAGGCAAGCUUCUUCCAAGCUGCCCGCUGUUCAUCCUUUCAUUUAGACAGUCUGCCCCCCUACCAGUCCCCUAACCAAUCAGUACAACAUGAAUUUAACACUUGCUGGGUUCCGAGUACUGUUUUAGAUUAUUAUUUAAUGCUUGCUGGGUUCAGAGUACUGUUUUAGAGUAUUAUUGUUUCCCCACUCCGUGUAUUAUUAUCAUGCUCCUCCAUCUUUGUUUCUCCACUCCUCGCUGUCUUUCUCUUCUUCCGUCCUCAAGCACCAAGCCCCUACUUUUUGCUGUGGAUAUAUGAGAGAGGGUACAGGGGAUUCUGAGUGUAGAAAGGCCCCAACCCCAGCCUGUUUUGUAGUAGCCCCUGAACCUUGGACCCCAAAGAGGCCAGCAUAGUUUCGCCAGCCCCCCUUGCCUCCUUGGGGAAGUGAAUGGUCAUUUGUGCCAAGUGAGUGAUAAAGAAGGCAGGUGCCACCCAGUUCAGUCUGUUUUGAGGCAGAGAGAAGGAGGGAAAGAGACUACUCACACAUUGGCCACUUGGGCCGAUUACCCACCAAGGCUGAGAUCAGGCUGAACCUGAGGGAAAAGAUGGCCCCCAGUGGUGAGACACGGACCCGGAACUAGCUUGAACUUGGACACAGGGCUGGCUGAAAUUCAUAGAUAACAUAGCCAGUCAGUGGUAUUUCCUCUCUAAAGCCCGGGCUCUGGCUGGCGGAAAGGGUCGGGGGCAUCCAUAGCUUUUAGUUUUCCAACCUGUGGCAGAUGAGUCACUCAUCUCUCCGCUGAGUAGGUUUGAGCUAGCUGACCGCCCUUUCCUUUCAAAGGAGAAUUACCACUGGCCUCAGCCUCUGUGGGCUCAUACUCUGGUUCCAGACAUUUCCUCAGGUUUGGGGGUGUUUGGGGAUGUUUGGGGGUGUGCUAGGAAAGGACCAGUCCAGAGGCUGUGCUGCAACCUGGGCCCCAGCCUGACCUGCCUGAGGUUAAUCUCUGGGAGUGCCUACAGCAGGGGGGCCCCUGAGGGUUGGGGGGCAGGAGGGGCUGGCCUGGCUCUUGGCCCUGUGAGGAACUCUCCUGAAGUCUCCUGGCAUCACUACCGUGGAGCGUUAUCGUGGCUGACAGGCUCCGUCGAGCCUUCCUCCCUUCUCCCCACUCCCCUGCCCCCUGCUUUCAAGGUGGUAUCCUGAUGGAAACUGCUUUCCUGGUUCCUAAACCAGGGGAUUAAUUCAUGAUUCUGUGGAGAAGCUUUUGUCUUGAAUAAAAUCAUAGUUGUCCUAUA